AUGUUCUUCUUUUCGAAGAAGAAGGUGUUGUCGGUGAGGGUGACGGUGAAGAGGGUGUGGCGGAGGGUGAGGGAGGUGUUCGGGUGGAGGGACACGCGGAGGGAGGAGGUGUUCGUGGUACACCAGCUCAACCGGGUGUACCGCGUGAAGCUCGAGCUUCGCCAUCACCACCACGCCGAUCGAGUUGGCCACAUGCCCACAAGCGGCCUUGAAUUUCUGGAAGCACAAGAGAGUGAACACCACCUCAGCAUGUCCGCCGUCAAGCGCAAGAGAGCAGAGAUUGCCACCAACCGACUCAGCAAGCCAUUCCGGUCACCCCUCGGCACAGGAAGAAAGACAUCAUCAGCCACCACCACCUCAUUGGACGUCACCAUUCGCAAGACCAAGAACGACAUCGACACACUCAAGCAAGCACAUGCACUCUCAACAUCAUCCACAGACGCAGAUCUGGAGGCCCUCAUCGACAAAUGGCGCCUUGCCUCACAGGCCAUCGCGGAGGAGCUAUUCGGGACGGUGAAGGAAAAGGUAUGCAGGAUGGGAGGAGUGGCAGCAUGGAGGGAGGCGGAACGGUCGAAGCGAGAUAGGAUGAAGGACUGGGGUGCGGAGGAUGCCGUUCAAGAUGACGAUGAUGCCGACUGCGAAUUCGACGAGGAGGGAGAGGAGCUACCGGAGGACGAGCAGGAGUACAGGAAGGCCAUGAAGCGACAGGCAAGGGAAGAAAUGCAGGCAGCAGCAGAUCCACCAGACGAACCACCACCAGAAGAGGCUGCCGCCGAGGAUGUCAUUCAGGAGGAAGAUAGUUUUACGAUGGGAACGAUGCUGCGAUCGAUGCGGGUGGAGCUGGACUUGAUUGGAUGGGAUGCGGAGGGAGAGAGAUGGGUAUAA
Zymoseptoria tritici IPO323 is the source of this 885-nucleotide messenger RNA. RefSeq lists its product as uncharacterized. Gene Ontology annotation, biological process: DNA recombination. The record is from RefSeq and is a predicted model, not a curated record. NCBI's taxonomy places the organism in Eukaryota, Fungi, Ascomycota, Dothideomycetes, Mycosphaerellales, Mycosphaerellaceae. Bases 1 to 885 code for a protein of 294 amino acids. The transcript has 5 exons.